Anolis carolinensis (green anole) is the source of this 4808-nucleotide messenger RNA. Its product is annotated as peptidoglycan recognition protein 3. NCBI's taxonomy places the organism in Eukaryota, Metazoa, Chordata, Lepidosauria, Squamata, Anolidae. The record is from RefSeq and is a predicted model, not a curated record. Gene Ontology annotation, molecular function: N-acetylmuramoyl-L-alanine amidase activity; zinc ion binding. The coding region runs from base 4105 to 4665 and encodes 186 amino acids. Gene Ontology annotation, biological process: peptidoglycan catabolic process. The transcript is spliced from 5 exons.
UAUCCAGCUAUUGAAGGGAGAUGUUGACAAGCUGGAAAGCGUCCAGAGGAGGGCGACUAAAAUGAUUAAGGGUCUGGAGAACAAGCCCUAUGAGGAGCGGCUUAAAGAGCUGGGCAUGUUUAGCCUGCAGAAGAGAAGGCUGAGAGGAGACAUGAUAGCCAUGGACAAAUACGUGAAGGGAAGUCAUAGGGAGGAGGGAGCAAGCUUGUUUUCUGCUGCCCUGCAGACUAGGACGCGGAACAAUGGCUUCAAACUACAGGAAAGGAGAUUCCACCUGAACAUCAGGAAGAACCUCCUCACUGUGAGAAGGGCUGUUCACCAGUGGAACUCUCUCCCCCGGGCCGUGGUGGAGGCUCCUUCCUUGGAGGCUUUUAAGCAGAGGCUGGAUGGCCAUCUGUCGGGGGUGCUUUGAAUGCGAUUUCCUGCUUCUUAACAGGGGGUUGGACUGGAUAGCCCAUGAGGUCUCUUCCAACUCUACUAUUCUAUUUAGAGCAGGUGUUGGGGAUCUAUUGAGUGGUUAGACUCAAAAUAACUCUCUUCUGGGGUGAUUCCUCAAAAAUACAGCAGAGUGGCAGAACCACGUUUCAUAAGCAGCAGAAACUUACUUGUGGUGAGCUUGGAGAGGCCUUUGUUCCUCAGGAUGGAUAUAAUGUCAAGGACAGAAUGCCACAAGAUAAGAUAUAACAAAGUUUAUUGGAGUUACAGAACCAAAAAUGCCCGUAAAAGACAAGGGCUAGGCAAACAUUGGCCUUAAAAGUAAAAAGACACAAGGAAAACGUUCAAAAGAUAAACCGGAUUAAACCGGAGUUUAAUCCGGGUUAAACCAAAAAAGCUUACUUCAGCCUGGGACUAAAACAAACAAAAGCUGGUGAACAAAAGGUUCAAAGGAAUACAAAAAACUGGCAGCAGAUGCUUCUCUGCUGCCAAAAGCUAUGUUUGAGUAACUAAGAGGUUACUCCUCCACACAGCAAGCAAUUUCCAGAUACAAACGCAGCAUUCAAGGGCAGAAGCGGUCAGCGAAGUUCCAAUCCGGUCCGAAGGUCGUAAGGCAGGUACAGACGUUUGUAGUUCACCAGGUCCAACGAUAAUCACAGGAAGGAGAGUCCGAGGCCGUAGUCAGUCAGUCAGUCAGUCAGUCCAGAAUAAACAGAUGGCGUCCGUCAAGAAGACGACGGAGGUCCAAGCUAUUAAGAUUAAGCACAGGUUGCACAACAAAAGCCCACACAGUUCCUCCCGCCGUCUAUGCCCAGUGUCCUUGGUAACUUACGUAGUCAGCAAACGAAUCACACCCGUCUUCAGGAAUUUCCCACACAGAGCCCAAGCGUUCGUCCAGAUUACCUUGCCCAACGCAAUUAGCCAUUGCUUCCAAACCCCAUUUUAUGCCAGUUUACAGCUCCUCAUCACUAUCAGCUGUUACCCUAAUUCCAGGCGUUUCCUCAUCACUUUCCUCAUCAGAGCUGAAACACCUUUGACUACGCCCCACAGCAUCCCCAGCUGUGGAUCCCGUCCCAUCCCUCCAGCUUGUCCACGGGUCUAAUCCUGAAGGUCCCCAAUCGCCUUCCAUACUAUCAUUGCCAGUGGCACCCAAAUCCUCCCUCACACGAGUCCAUUCCAUGUCAUCCUCCUCUGAGCUAACCAUCUCUUCCUCCAUUCUCUCAGUAAAACCCUCAAAGGAAUCCUCGUCAGAUGGUUCUGCAAAUAAGUCCCGCAGCCGCUUCCUUUCUCGCUCCUCGAGAGUAUCUGACUCCCGAGGAGUCUUACGACCACGUCUCCCAGUAUCGGAGCCAUAAGGCUCAACCAUAACAUAUAAAGAUAUAAUGAAGUUUAUUUGGCAAAAGAAAAGAAAAGAAAAGAAACAGAAACCCAGAAUUAAAGUAAAAUACAUGAUUGAUGAAAGAAAGAGGGGAGGUCUAGCUACACCUGAUUUAAAACUAUACUUUGAGGCGGCAGCACUAUUGUGGGCCAAAGAUUGGGCAAAACUUGAAAAUAGCAAAACUUUUGAAUCUGAAGGGAAUAGACCUGAGAUUAGGGUGGCACUCUUAUCUCUGGUAUGAAAAAAAAAAAGAUAGAAAAUAAUUUCGUUUUAUAAGGUCCUCAAUUCUUAAAAUAUGGGAGAAAUAUAAAAAAAGUUAUAUGAAAAAUCACCAUUAUGGAUAUCACCAUUAGAGGCCUCCCAAAGAAGAAGAAUAGGGUGGGGAAAUUGGCUUAAAUAUAAUGAUCUAUUAAUAAUAAAAAAAUGGGAAUUGGGCAUUAAAAACACAACAGGAAAUGAACAAAUUAGAUAAAAUAUAUUUCCUGGUUUCAAUAUUAUCGCAUAAGGACAGAUAGAUCAUAAUCAGGCUCGGGAGGGAGAAUCUUAUGGCAUCUAUAAAGCAAGAUUUGGGCCCAUCUUAAAGUUGAAGUUAUGUGUUUGUGUGUUAUAAAGACAGGCAGAUUCAAGGGGAUUGUUGUGGUCGCUUUUUGGGGGAUAAAUUGAUUUUGUCUCAACUUUUUAAAAUCCCCAAAAAUCUGUAGAUGUGCAAAUCUUUCUGAAACUUCUGGAGAUUGAUGCCCUGGCUAUCUUGUGCAUUGUAUAUAAAAUUCAAGUAGUUAGCUUUUGUAGUUUUUUCCCCCCAAAAAGUUUGUAAAAAAAUUCAAAAUUUUCCGCAAUAUUUUUUUUAAAAAAAUUCAGAAUUUCCCCUAAAAUUAGUUGAUGAGUGUAACGUCCUGAAACUUGGUGGGCUAAGAGUGGAAAAUGUGUGGUACCAUUGUAGCAAGUUUCAUCAUGAUCACUCUAAAAAUGAGGGAGAAAGGAGCUCCUGAAGUUUCCCCACUUGCUCAAUUGCUAUAACGAAAAGUAACAAAAUUGAAAUGAAAUGCCAGCUUCCCCAGUUUUAUAAUGAUUUUGAAACAUAUUUUAAUUGAUCACACAUCCCUAGUAGCUGUUGCUGAUGCCUCUCCCAUUGGAGCUGAAGAUACCUAGAACCUGAACCUGAGAACUUCAGCACAUGAUGCAGGUACGCAGUUUGAUUGAAAUGGGGUCUCUAGUAGUGUUGUGCAUUCAUGUGGAAUUGCUGCCCACUUUGUGUAGUUUCUUUCAUGUCAUCUCAUUAUUGUAUUCGUAUCCCGCUAACGAAAAAGGGCCCCUAUACAACACACAUUUUUGUCUGGCUUUCAUUUUCAUGUCGCCUCUCAUUUCCUACAAAAAUCUCAUCAUUCGUUUUGUGUAGACUUGGUUAUGGGGCCAGGCUUUUGAAUAAUAAUUGGCAGCGUUAAUUAUUAUCAUGUACGCUGGAACUCAAUCGACAGACCCAGUUUUAUGAACUGAACAUGCCUACCUGUAUUUUAUAAUGUGUUUUAUGAAUACUGAUGUAAGUUAAUAAUAAUUUUAACUGAUUUAUAUUGCACUGUAUAUUUUUUAUAUAUGCAUUUUAUUGUAAGCUGCCUUGAGUCCCCUGUUGGGUGAGAAGGGCGGGAUAUAAAUAUUGUAAUAAAUAAAUAAUAAAUAAAUAAAUAGACGAACGGUCGAAACAAAACGAUAGCACGAAGGAAAUGAAGCAAAAAAAUUCGUGCACAUCUCUAGUCUCUAGGUCCUCCAAAAUGGACUCUAUGCUGGAGAACCUAGAUAUUUCUAGGGAGAACCUCUCUCUAGGAAUCUUUAGGUCCUCCAAUGGGAUUCUGUUGUCGAUUUCCAGAAGACGUUCACCAUAGUCUUGCUGAAAGUCCUAGAAAUUCCUAAGGAGGUGAUCUCUUGGGUUAAAAAAAACUAGCAAUUUCUGUAAUUACAAUUUUCACCUUCUUGGGGUCCCUAUGCCCCUAAUCCAAGCGAGAGAAAGCUCUUCCCGUUUCUCUCUGACAUUGUGGAUCUCGCCUCCACAUCAGAGCUGAGAGUUUCGUUGCUACAGUCUCCUGGUCACGCCCUCAAUGGCAUCGACAUUCACCACUGUAUUUGGAUUUGUUGCAACAUCCCGGUUUUCCCUAUACUCCUGCCUUUAAAAGGAAAGGGAUGAGAAAGCCACCGCUCUUAGGAAGAGCAGGAACCUGGUCUUAGACAAAGCAGACGAGAUACUUCAUUUCUUCCAAGUUGUUCUUGAGCGCUUUGGGCUGGACAUCAAUACGAAGAAGAUGGUCAAGGCGGAGAUUCUUCUGUUCGUGUUGUGUGUGUUGUCAGAAGCCAUGGCGUGUUUCCAACUCAUUACUCCAUCCAAGUGGGGAGCCAAGCCGGCCAACUGUUCUGCACCUUUGCAUGACAUUCUCCCAGAAUACGUUGUCAUCAGCCAUACUGCAGGCACAACCUGCACCAGCCGUGAAGAAUGCAGCCAGGAGACCAGGAAUGCUCAGGACUAUCACCAGCGCAUCAAACGAUGGUGUGACAUUGCUUACAACUUCCUGAUUGGUGAGGAUGGUUAUGUGUAUGAAGGACGUGGAUGGCGCAGCGAAGGUGCCCACACCUAUGGCUACAAUGACAUCUCCCUUGGCAUUGCUUUCAUAGGGACCUUCACAGACAAGCUUCCCAACCAAGAGGCAUGGAAAUCCCUAAAAUGUCUGCUUGACUUUUCUGUGAAGAUUGGAUACUUGUCAGAAGACUACCUCAUCAUGGCCCACAGCGACGUCAGCAAUAUUGCAUCACCAGGAGAGCCCAUCCGUGCUGAAAUUUCCAAGUGGCCGAAUUACAAGCACAACUAAAGACUCCCUUCUAGCCAGUCGUUUCCCUUUUUUUGGAGACUCUAUCAUGGAGACUUGUUCUGGGAGUUUUAGGUUGGUGAGGUCUCUGCACUCUCUGGUCGAGAUGGCUAGAUACCUUGCAAAAUUAAAGUGGCAAUACUUCC